GGGGUUCCCCGUUUUUGCGGGUUUCCAUCCACUGGCUUCCCUUUGGCCAUGGCUCGCCGCCGGGCCAAAGUCCUCGCCGCCCUGGCGGCGCUCUUCGCGGCGUGGGCGUCGGGGCGAAGCUUUGCGGCGCCGGCGCCGGACUUCCAGGAAAUGCCCGGGCCGGGCAUCCUCUACGAGGUCGUCGGCGAGUACAAGCUCCCGAAGCCGGUGGUGUUGUCCCCCCACAAGGUGCCACGUUUGCAGGCGGACCUGGGCGUGAACGUCACUGAGGUGGGGGAGGAUGCCUACAUGGUGAUGCCCCAGCAGGGUUCCAAUUUGCGGCCCUUCGGAGAAGUGGAGGAGAUGUACUUGCGAGACCUGCGGGGCAACACCAUCAGCCCGGAGAAGAAUCCGGGGAUCCGAGUCGAGCCCAACUUCGUGUCGGAGGAGGAGGAGACUGAGAUCAUGGACGAGCUGCAAGAGCUCGCAGCCAGGUAUGGCUACAACUUCGCAGCAGACGAGGCCGCAAGCUCCUGGCGGAUGACGGGCCGCGACGAGGGCACCAACUCCGCCACUCUGGCUCCCUGGGGCUGGGGUCAAAACUUUUCGCGGUCCGAGCUGCCGGAAGGACUGCUGCGCGUGGUGGCGAAGUUGGAGGCCUCGAGCUAUCCCCUGGGCCCGCUGCGCGAUGUCACCGUGAACAUCCGCAGCUCUGAGGAUUAUCAGAUGGUGCCACAUAUCGAUCCCCUGCCGGACGGGCCGAACAGCUUCGUGAUGUCGCUCUGGAGCAGUGCCGUGGUGACCUUCUCCCCCGUGGCGAGCUUGCGCCGGGAGGUGGAACGCGCCAACGACGACGGGUUUUAUGCCCAGCACUCCUAUACGGAUGACGACAUUGACUGCCUGGUGCCUCGCAGGGCCAUCUAUCAGUUCUCCGGGAACGCGCGGUAUCUUUGGACCCACGCGGUUCGCCCGUCUCUGCCCUCUGGCGACGGAACCUUCGAGCGCUGGGGUACCUGGGAUAAGGUGUUGAGGAGACAGAAAGAUCGAGCAGCCAUUAUCUUCGCCUUUGCGGACCCGCUCGAACUCUAGCUUAGCAGCUUUUGUGGCGAUUGCCAGCGUUGGCAAGGA
Molecule: messenger RNA, 1107 nt
Organism: Effrenium voratum
Lineage: Eukaryota; Dinophyceae; Suessiales; Symbiodiniaceae
Source: the annotation of a GenBank genome assembly